Necator americanus (New World hookworm) is the source of this 324-nucleotide messenger RNA. RefSeq lists its product as uncharacterized. The transcript is spliced from 3 exons. NCBI's taxonomy places the organism in Eukaryota, Metazoa, Nematoda, Chromadorea, Rhabditida, Ancylostomatidae. The record is from RefSeq and is a predicted model, not a curated record. The coding region runs from base 1 to 324 and encodes 107 amino acids.
AUGGACGCCAACGAUCCAUCGUUGACCAAUACUCAGAACUACGCCUCCUACGCCUGCCGUUUCAUGCUGGUCGCCAUGAGGUCGAGAAAAAGCUCCGUGCUUCCUCCGGCAGAUCGAGAACCUAGCGAGACGCCGAUACGCACCGAACUUCAGAAGGCUACGAUACCAAGCCGAGGUGGUAAAAACGAAGAGUGCUGGGUUGAAGUGUACUCGAAGGAAAAUAACGCAGUACGCGAUGGGACCUCAGAUCUCGUUAACUUCUUUGUGAUCUACCACGUAUCGUUGGAAUUGGUGGCGUUGUACGACGUGCUUCGCGUUGCGUGA